AGUCACAUCAGCCUAAAUGCAGAAAUCUUUGUCUACUGACUGCUCAUAUAUGUGGUUUGUAUUUUCUGUAUAUACUGUACAUGUUCAAGUAUCUUAUUUUUGGGUUUACCAAGUUGUAUAUGACACACUUGCAGGUCUCUAUCCUCUGUGAAUUCCCCAACAGACCCAACAGAGGAUUAAAUGAGCUGCGUCCCAGGACGAUGGAUUGGAGUCAGUCGACACAAGCACAGCGUGAUGCUUUCAUCUGGUUCACAGAGUCCCAACUCCGGCUCGUGAUCAGGAACGGUGUCGUCCCAGAGUGGUUUCAUGGGAUCAUCUCCAGGAAGAUGGCAGAGGAACUGCUGAUGUCCAAGCCCCCUGGCUACUUCCUCAUCCGAAUCAGUGAGAGCAGGAUUGGCUACACUCUCUCAUACCGUGCUGAGGACCGCUGCAGACAUUUCAUGAUCGAUGCGUUGGAGGACGGCCAGUAUAUCAUAGUAGGGGAGGACAGGCGUCACCGGGUUCUGCAGGAUCUGGUGGACUUUCACCGUAGGAAUCCCAUCAUGCCUUUCAGUGAGGUGCUGACUGUUGCGUGUGGGCAGGCCUCAGGUGGCAAGACCGACUACGCAGAGCUGCUGUUUCCCCAAAGACAUCUGAAUCCCAACACAAGCUGGCUACCGAACGUCCCCCUGCAUCCCAGCAUAAGUCACCCACCAUCACAGGAAGAUAUCCCACCUGCCCUUCCUUAUCGGCCAAAUAACUUGAGGAACUCUGCACUCCCGUCUGCAAACAGACUUUACCCUAGUUUGGAGGAGGAAUUUCCACACAUCACCAUCCCUCUCCCUGCCACGCCUUUGCCAAAACCGAGACAUUUGGCCAUCAAUCUUCCAUCCAACCAGCCUCCUGAGGUCCCUGCUCGGACCCCUUUACCUCCACUGAAGCAGAACCAGGCUUGUAUGAGGACAGUCUCUGCACCUGAGAGCGCCGCCACACCCUCACCCUCACCCUCACCCACAACCACUGAGCACCCACUCAGCGCCAACCUCCAGCCUGCAAAGAACCAGGAAUGCAAGCUGUCAGUCGUCUCCAACCUGAAGAACUUCAAGAAGAAAUUCCAAAAGAAGAACAACACGCCGCAGGAGGUGACUGAGAAUGAGUACCACGAGAUCGCAAUGGAGCACACCUUCAGUGCUCCACCAUUUACCUACACUUGCGCUGUGAUUGAAGGAGGAGGGUUACCUCAGGAGUAUCUGCCACCUCCACCUUUUGCUCCAGGCCACUGACACAUGACUGCUCCCUUAGAAAAAUAAUGCAUAGAUGGAUUCAACCCCAUGUGGGUGGAGGACAGAAGCAAGAAAAAGGAGCAAUAGCCUGCACACUGAAGUUGAACUCUUACAAAUAAUGCAUCAUUUCAACCUUCAAGAAGUGUGGAGUAAAAGCUAUAUAAUAGGUUAAACUGCUGUUUGUACGUGACUGUGAUUACUGCCACUUUUGAGCGCUUUAUCUUUUAUUUAUUUGCUGGUUUAUUCAACGGAGACACUACAGAUAAAUAUUGUUACAUGAGGAGUAAUGCAACAAAUGUAUUUAACAUACCCAUUUCCCUAAUGCUAAUUACAAGCCUCUUCUUUGGCUUUUAAAUUCCGGUGAAUUGUUUAUAUAUGCCUCUCUGUCGCUGUUAUGUUUUAAAAAAUGUAUGAAAGGGCAGCAGGAGGAAGUUGAUGCAAAAGGACUGCUUUGAAUACAGGUCUGGUGCAGAUCUAUUAUCAGCAACAUGACAGGGAAGCUGGAAAAUGCAGACACAGGUCAAACUUGUUUUACAGGAACAUACAGGUGGGUCAAAUUCACUUUUACAUAGUGUCUAUACGUGGAAUUCAAGGUAUUUACCCAGAGACAUUUCAUUUUUACUGCCAGUGACUGUCAGACCCUUGUUUUUAAUGUGAUUAUGAAGCAUCUAGACCAUGUGAUCUGAAUAUGUUACACUUAUUUUUACUACUAUGUCUACGCAAAGCAUCUUAUUUUGUUACGUGAUGGAGUAAAUAAAUGACCUUUAAUAAAUG
Messenger RNA from Epinephelus moara (kelp grouper), 2036 nucleotides. It is a transcript of the gene hsh2d, whose product is annotated as hematopoietic SH2 domain containing. Gene Ontology annotation, cellular component: cytoplasm. The transcript has 5 exons. The record is from RefSeq and is a predicted model, not a curated record. NCBI's taxonomy places the organism in Eukaryota, Metazoa, Chordata, Actinopteri, Perciformes, Serranidae. Bases 81 to 1262 code for a protein of 393 amino acids.